Molecule: messenger RNA, 6723 nt
Organism: Talpa occidentalis (Iberian mole)
Lineage: Eukaryota; Metazoa; Chordata; Mammalia; Eulipotyphla; Talpidae
Gene: MPDZ
Product: multiple PDZ domain crumbs cell polarity complex component
Exons: 47
Coding region: 75-6323 (2082 amino acids)
Molecular function (GO): protein binding
Source: RefSeq, a predicted model, not a curated record
AGGGAUUCCAUGUGGAUGAAAAAGAAUAAGGACAUGAAGAACUAUUUGCCAAAAAAAUAAUCCAUUGGCUUCCUAUGAAGUAUUUCCUGAGAAGAUCUGAGAGUUCCAUUUUUGUUGCUGCUUAUAAUCAUUGUAGAAAAGAACACCGAACUUUGAAAAAAAUGUUAGAAACUAUUGAUAAAAAUCGAGCCCUGCAGGCAGCAGAGCGCUUGCAAGCCAAACUAAGAGAACGUGGAGAUGUAGUAAAUGAAGACAAGUUGAACCUUCUGAAGUCGGUCUUGCAGAGUCCGCUCUUCACUCAGAUUCUGAACCUUCAAACUUCUGUACAGCAACUGAAAGACCAGGCAAACAUUACAACUUCUGCAAUUUCAAAUAUUGACUAUGCCCACAUCCCACCUAUUGGCCCAGCUGUAAUUCCUGCUCUGCAAAAUGAAACCUUUUUAUCUUCCCUAAAUAAUGGGAAUUUGGACGUACCUACAGGAUCUGGUACUCCAUAUAUCAAUGGAAAACCUGCUUGUGAUGAAUUUGAUCAACUGAUAAAAAAUAUGGCCCAGGGUCGCCAUGUUGAAAUUUUUGAACUCCUCAAACCUCCUUGUGGGGGCCUCGGUUUUAGUGUUGUGGGACUAAGGAGUGAAAACAGGGGAGAAUUGGGAAUAUUUGUGCAAGAGAUCCAAGAGGGCAGUGUGGCUCACAGAGAUGGAAGAUUGAAGGAAACUGAUCAAAUCCUUGCUAUCAAUGGACAGGUUCUUGAUCAGACAAUCACACAUCAGCAGGCUAUCAGCAUCCUGCAGAAAGCCAAAGAUAAUGUCCAGCUAGUUAUUGCGAGAGGCUCAUUGCCUCAGCUCAUAAGUCCCAUAAUUUCCCGUUCUCCAUCUGCAGCCAGUACAGUUUCAGCUCACUCUAAUCCGGUUCACUGGCAACAUGUGGAAACCAUUGAAUUGGUGAAUGAUGGAUCUGGUCUGGGAUUUGGCAUUGUAGGAGGAAAAUCAACUGGUGUGAUCGUCAAAACUAUUCUGCCUGGAGGAGUAGCUGAUCAGCAUGGACGAUUAUGCAGUGGAGACCACAUUUUAAAGAUUGGUGACACAGAUCUUGCAGGAAUGAGUAGUGAACAAGUAGCACAAGUACUCAGACAAUGUGGAAAUAGAAUUAAGUUGAUGAUUGCAAGAGGUGCCAUAGAAGAACCAACAGCACCCACCUCUUUGGGCAUCACCCUUUCCUCAUCCUCAUCUUCUACUCCAGAGAUGCGGGUUGAUGCUUCUACUCAGAAAAGUGAAGAAAGUGAGACAUUUGAUGUUGAACUCACUAAAAAUAUCCAAGGAUUAGGAAUUACUAUUGCUGGUUACAUUGGAGAUAAAAAAUUAGAACCUUCAGGAAUCUUUGUAAAGAGUAUUACAAAGAGCAGUGCUGUUGAACAUGAUGGAAGAAUCCAAAUUGGAGACCAAAUUAUAGCAGUAGAUGGCACAAACCUGCAGGGUUUUACCAAUCAACAGGCAGUAGAGGUGUUGAGACACACAGGACAAACUGUACACCUGACACUGAUGAGGAGAGGAAUGAAGCAAGAAGCUGAGCUCCCAUCAAGGGAGGAAGUCACAAAAGAGGUGGUUUUGUCUCCUGUUGAUACCAGCAUAAGCAAAGAAAAAGAUGAAGAUUCUUUAUCUUUGAGGAGAAACACCAGCAUAUUACCAAUUGAAGAAGAAGGGUAUCCAUUGCUGUCAGCUGAGAUUGAAGAGGCAGAAGAUAUAAAACAGGAGUCUGCUUUGCUGACAAAGUGGCAAAGGAUUAUGGGAAUUAAUUAUGAAAUAGUGGUGGCGCAUGUGAGCAAGUUCAGUGAAAACAGUGGGUUGGGGAUAAGUCUGGAAGCAACCGUGGGGCAUCAUUUUAUCCGAUCUGUUCUACCAGAAGGUCCUGUUGGACACAGCGGGAAGCUUUUCAGUGGAGAUGAACUUUUAGAAGUGAAUGGCAUAACUUUGCUUGGGGAAAGUCACCAAGAUGUGGUGAAUAUUUUAAAAGAAUUGCCAAUAGAAGUGACAGUGGUGUGCUGCCGCCGAACUGUGCCCCCCUCCUCCCAAUCAGAAUUAGAUAGCCUGGACUUAUGUGAUAUUGAACUCACUGAAAAGCCUCAUGUAGAUCUUGGUGAGUUCAUUGGAUCCUCAGAGACAGAGGAUCCUGUCCUGGCAGCGCCUGAUGUGGAGGAAGUUCAAGGACCUUUGGCCAUGUGGGAGGCUGAUAUUCAGCACAUUGAGCUGGAAAAAGGGAGCAAAGGACUUGGGUUUAGCAUUUUAGAUUAUCAGGAUCCAGUUGAUCCAGCAAGCACCGUGAUCGUAAUUCGUUCACUGGUGCCCAGUGGCAUUGCCGAAAAGGAUGGGAGACUCCUUCCUGGAGAUCGACUUAUGUUUGUCAAUGAUGUUAACUUGGAAAAUAGCAGUCUUGAAGAAGCUGUCCAGGCACUAAAGGGUGCACCACCAGGGAUUGUGAGAAUAGGAGUUGCCAAGCCUUUACCUCUUUCACCAGAAGAAGGUUAUGUUUCUGCUAAAGAGGAGUCCUUUCUCUACCUGCCACACUCUUGCGAGGAGAGACUGGCUGACAAAGCCUUCUUCAGGGCUGACUUGGCUCUGGUGGACACAAAUGAUGACUUAGCAGAUGAAUCUACAUUUGAGUCUCAAUAUUCUCCUGAUAAUGAAAGUAUCUAUUCUACUCAAGCCUCUAUUUUAUCUCUUCAUGGCAGUACUUCUAGUGAUGGCCUGAACUAUGGUCCCUCCCUUCCAUCUUCGCCUCUCAAGGAUAUUACUGAAAAUUCUACAGAUCCAAUACUUGAUCUGCACAUGUCCUUGGAGGAACUGUACACCCAAAAUCUCCUACAAAGACAGGAUGAGAGUUCUCCUUCAGUAGACUUGAGCAUGGGACCGGCUUCUGGCUUUUCCUUGAAUGAUUAUAUACCUGCACAUGCUGUUGAGCAAUAUAAAUGUGAAAACACAGCAGUGUGGAAUGAACCUCACCUACCACAUGAAGUAAUAUCAAGUACAGAGCUUACGUCUCCUGUGCUACCUGAUUCUGUUGGAAAGGACUCCGAAUUCUUCGUUCAACAGAGCUCCCUGGCCUCUACUGCCGAGUGUGUCAUGCUCCAAAAUAUAUCCACAGAGUCAUUUGAAAGAACUAUUACUGUAGCAAAAGGCAAUUCUAGCCUAGGGAUGACAGUAAGUGCUAAUAAAGAUGGCUUGGGGAUGAUUGUUCGAAGCAUUAUUCAUGGAGGUGCCAUUAGUAGAGAUGGACGAAUUUCUGUUGGAGACUGCAUCUUGUCUAUUAAUGAAGAAUCUACUAUCAGUUUAACCAAUGCCCAGGCACGAGCCAUGUUGAGAAGACAUUCUCUCAUUGGACCUGACAUAAAAAUUACUUAUGUGCCCACAGAACAUUUGGAAGACUUCAGAGUAAGCUUGGGACAACAAUCUAGAGGAAUGAUGGCAUUGGAUAUUUUUUCUUCAUACACUGGCAGAGACAUUCCAGAACUACCAGAGCGAGAAGAAGGAGAAGGAGAAGAAAGUGAACUACAAAAUGCAGCAUACAGCAAUUGGAAUCAGCCCAGACGGGUUGAACUUUGGCGAGAACCAAGCAAGUCUUUGGGCAUCAGCAUUGUUGGUGGACGAGGGAUGGGGAGUCGUCUAAGCAAUGGUGAAGUGAUGAGGGGCAUUUUCAUCAAACAUGUUCUUGAAGAUAGUCCAGCUGGCAAAAAUGGAACCUUGAAACCUGGAGAUAGAAUAGUAGAGGUGGAUGGAAUGGACCUCAGAGAUGCAAGCCAUGAACAAGCUGUGGAAGCCAUUCGGAAAGCAGGCAACCCUGUAGUCUUUAUGGUACAGAGCAUUAUAAACAGACAAAGGAAAUCCCCUUUGCCUUCCUUGCCGCACAACCUUUACCCUAAGUUCAACUUCAGCAGCACUAACCCAUUUGCUGAUUCUCUACAGUUCAACGCUGACAAGGCACCCAGUCAGUCAGAAUCAGAGCCAGGAAAGGCUCCAUUGUGCAAUGUGCCUCCUCCCCCUUCUUCAGCAUUUGCAGAAAUGAGCAGUCAUCAUGCACAGUCAUCUGCAAGUGAAAUCUCAGAAGAUGUGGACAAAGAGGAUGAGUUUGGUUAUAGCUGGAAAAAUAUCAGAGAGCGUUAUGGAACCCUAACAGGCGAGCUGCAUAUGAUUGAACUGGAGAAAGGUCGGAGCGGCUUGGGCCUAAGUCUUGCUGGGAACAAAGACCGAUCCAGGAUGAGUGUCUUUAUAGUGGGUAUUGAUCCAAAUGGAGCAGCUGGAAAAGAUGGUCGAUUACAGAUUGCAGAUGAGCUUCUAGAAAUCAAUGGUCAAAUUUUAUAUGGAAGAAGUCAUCAGAAUGCUUCAUCGAUCAUUAAAUGUGCCCCUUCUAAAGUAAAAAUAAUUUUUAUCAGAAAUAAAGAUGCAGUGAGUCAGAUGGCUGUAUGUCCUGGAAAUUCAGUUGAACCUUUGCCUUCUACCUCAGAGAAUCUUCAAAAUAAAGAGGCUGAACCAAAUAUCCCUACUUCUGAUGCACCUGUGGACCUCAGUUUGUUUAAGAAUGUGCAACAUCUGGAGCUUCCCAAAGAUCAAGGGGGUUUGGGCAUUGCUAUCAGUGAAGAAGAUACUCUCCAUGGAGUCAUCAUAAAGAGUCUAACAGAGCAUGGGGUAGCAGCCAGGGAUGGACGACUCAAAGUUGGAGAUCAGAUCUUGGCUAUAGAUGAUGAAGUUGUUGUUGGUCAUCCUGUUGAAAAGUUUAUUAGCCUUUUGAAAACAGCAAAGACAUCAGUGAAACUUACUGUUCAUGCUGAGAAUCCAGAUUCUGCUUCAGCCACUGGAGAAAGAAAGAACAGCUCCCAAUCUGCAACAGCCCUUCCAUCUGGCUCCCAGGAACCAGAGCCCAUCCGAAGUACUAGCAGAUCAUCAACACCAGCAAUCUUUGCUUCUGAUCCUGCAACCUGCCCCAUUAUCCCAGGCUGCGAAACAACAAUUGAGAUUUCCAAAGGGCGAACAGGACUGGGCCUGAGCAUCGUUGGAGGGUCUGACACUCUGCUGGGUGCAAUUAUUAUCCAUGAAGUUUAUGAAGAAGGAGCAGCAUGUAAAGAUGGAAGACUCUGGGCUGGAGAUCAAAUUUUAGAGGUGAAUGGAAUUGACUUGAGAAAGGCCACCCAUGAUGAAGCAAUAAAUGUCCUGAGACAAACACCACAAAGAGUGCGUCUCACUCUCUACAGAGAUGAGGCUCCAUAUAAAGAGGAGGACGUUUAUGACACCCUCACCAUUGAGCUGCAGAAGAAGCCAGGAAAAGGUCUGGGAUUAAGUAUUGUUGGCAAAAGAAAUGACACUGGAGUAUUUGUGUCCGACAUUGUCAAAGGAGGAAUUGCAGAUGCUGAUGGAAGACUGAUGCAGGGAGACCAGAUAUUAAUGGUGAAUGGAGAAGAUGUCCGUAAUGCAACUCAGGAAACUGUUGCUGCUUUGCUAAAGUGUUCCCUAGGCACAGUAACCUUGGAAGUUGGAAGAAUCAAAGCUGCUCCAUUCCAUUCAGAGAGGAGACCUUCUCAGAUCAGCCAGAUGAGUGAGGGCAGCCUGUCAUCAUUCACUUUUCCACUUUCUGGAUCCAGUACAUCUGACUCCCUGGAAAGUAGCUCAAAGAAGAAUGCAUUGGCAUCAGAAAUACAGGGAUUAAGAACAGUUGAAAUAAAAAAGGGACCUGCAGAUUCAUUGGGAAUUAGCAUUGCUGGAGGAGUGGGCAGCCCACUUGGUGAUGUUCCUAUAUUUAUCGCGAUGAUGCAUGCAAAUGGAGUUGCAGCUCAGACUCAGAAACUCAGAGUAGGAGAUAGGAUUGUCACAAUCUGUGGAACAUCCACUGAGGGGAUGACUCACACACAAGCAGUUAACUUAUUGAAAAGUGCCUCUGGCUCCAUUGAAAUGCAGGUGGUUGCUGGAGGAGAUGUGAGUGUGAUCACAGGUCAUCAACAGGAACCUGCCAAUUCUGGACUUUCUUUUACUGGGUUGACAUCCAGCAGUAUAUUUCAGGAUGAUUUAGGACCUCCUCAAUGUAAGUCUAUUACUUUAGAUCGAGGACCAGAUGGUUUAGGCUUCAGUAUAGUAGGAGGAUAUGGCAGCCCUCAUGGAGACUUACCCAUUUAUGUUAAAACAGUGUUUGCAAAGGGAGCAGCUUCUGAAGAUGGGCGUCUAAAAAGGGGUGAUCAGAUCAUUGCUGUCAACGGGCAGAGUCUAGAAGGGGUGACCCAUGAAGAAGCUGUCGCCAUCCUUAAGCGGACAAAAGGCACUGUCACUUUAAUGGUUCUGUCCUGAAUUUGCAGCUAGAAUGGAGCCAUCUGAACCAUCACUCACAUCCCACACUUUUAAGAGAUUGGAGCUGCUCUUGUGGAUGACUAUUCCCCUGCUGUCGUCUUUGGGAUCUUCAGAACCAUAGGGGAAAAUUCCCUUAACUUAAGUUUGUUUUUCUCAUGUGGAAGUGAUUUUCUUACUAACAACCUGGCAUCAUUUUCCAUUCCUCUUGAAUUUAGCAAACUCAAACUCAAAGAGGACAAUUUGCAUAAGUAAAACCAGUCUUUCUUUGUAAAGAUAUCUGACAUCUUAUAGUCUUAUGGGCAAAAAUUAUUAAGUGCUAAACAGAUUAGUAGAGAGAAAAAUAAUUUUGAAGCUUGUCAAAGAAAAUGGCUUCAUGAAUUAGGGGGAAAAUUGAAAAUAU